AUGCGAUCUCCAGUCAGCCUGGAAUGCUCCUGCUCCGGUCGGAACCACCAUCAAGACUUCCUUUGCGCAUUAUUGGCUUUCUCCUACCCUCAACAACACCCACUAGCAAGUGAAGAUUGCGGAAAGCCUGAAAAUACGAUGCAUACUUCUCCGUUAGCAGGACUUUCCGCGCGGCGUCGCAAAAUUGCCAAGGCAUGCGACUUUUGCCGUGAGCAUCGCGUGCGAUGCGAAGCAGCCACGCCGUGCCCACAAUGCGUGGCCAACAGUGUUACUUGUAACCGGUCUCGUUCUUCACAAACUACCAAAAGAAAAAGUGUAGCGCGGAGAGUGGCUGUGGCAGAUGCUCAACUCACAGAUCGGCUUACACAAAACACUCCCUUAGCGGCAGCUUUGCCCUCAUCGACAGCCUCAAUUCCAACGCCGUCGUCGUCGGAAAAUCUGGCAUGGACGUCGCAUAAAACCGACUCUAUUCUGGGAUUUAUUGCCCGUAUGAAUGCAUUUUGUUCCAGUGUGUCUGAAAUAUCCCCCAGUUCAACAUCCGCGGACGGCCCGCAUCCAGAUCAGCAUUCACCAUUCCCGACCAGAAAUUUGCAGCAUACACAGCAUGCAGAAUGCGAUUUGUCAACUCAUCAGACGAAACACCUCAUGAAAAUUUUCUGGACCCGUCUGCGGUCACGAAUGCCCAUUGUUCAAUGGGAAGACUUGAGUGCAUCAAAUGAGGAUAUUCAUGGGACUUCCUCGCCAUUGCAAGAUGCCAUCAAGGCAUAUUCUUUACAUUCUAUAUAUUCUUCUGGGCUAUAUACCAGACUUGUUGGGCUCAACUGGCCGCAUUCUCAAAAACAAGAUACACUGGUCGGCAUGUCGUAUUUUCAACGUUCGCUGUCAGCUAUCUCUCAAGUUACAAUAUUCGAGCACCCGACUUUAUCCACUAUGCAAUGCUACUGCUAUUUGGCUUUAUAUCUCCUUGACACGGGUCAUCACCAAGCAGCAUAUAAUAUUGUUGGGCUCGGGCUUCGAAUUUCUCAGUCUCUCAACUAUAUGGAUGAGCGACAUGGCGGAUACCGGGAAUGCCAGCUCUUUCGGCGAGUCUGGUGGACCCUUAUCCAUCUUGACUUUCGCUGCUCCAGGCACGUGGGCAAACCUGUAAGCACUAAUAUAGAUGAAUUAAUACAUCUUUUGCCCAGUAGGGAGCCAGAGGAUGUUCAUCAUUCGAAUGGUUUGUUGUAUCACACCGAGUCCGUUCGUCUCACAGCGGCAGCCCUCAAGGUGAAUGAAUCCAUGGAUCGCCACUGUUCGUCUUUUCCGAAGGAUACAGCUGGGCCCGCACUUCUUGAAUUACGAGCAAGCGCCCUGUCAGCGUCGCUAUAUCACUUGCAAAAUUGGCACGAUGAGCUGCCCCGAGAGAAAUAUUUCAAAAACAUGCAUUUCAAUGUGCCUGAUGUACUGCUCAAUUCUAUCGAGACCCUGAACAAUGAUGUCCAGAUAACCGAACAAUGCUCCACCGUGGGCCUGUUGAACACUUUGCUGUUGCUUCAGUAUCAUAAUAUCAUGGUCGGUUUUCAUCGUGUGUUUAUACAGUUCCCCAAUUACCCACUUAUCCCGAAAUCGACUCCGAAGGCAGACGCCCAUGCCGCAACUGCACUCAAUCAUGCUCUCAUAAUGAUCAAUAUAACCCAUCAAACCAUGGCAAUUCAUGAUUUUCUGCAUGGCAUCUCCGAGUUAUAUCAAUAUUUGUGGAAUGCAGCGAUAACUACAAUUGGGUUCAUGCUCGCAUAUCCUUAUUGCUACCGUUGUCAAAGAUCAAGAGAAUACCUUCAUCUUGCGCUUGAAGUCUUCAACUCUGUCAGCAAAGAAAAUUCCCCGGCAAAUCGAGCAUCUGUGCUGAUUCAACAGCUGUUGACCAAGGUUGAUACUCUGGUCCAAGUUCUGGGAUUCGGUCAGCCCACUCAGGGCAUCUCAACAUCUUCUGCUUUAUCAGCCGGGGUCCCUUCACUGGCCAAUAGUGCAUCUCAUUCUGUGGAUAGUAGUAUUCCGACUGACGAAUACGUACCAUAUGACCUCAGCACAGACAUGCUUGGGUCGUGGACUGAUAUGAUCAAUCUGGAUACGUGGCCCAGUUACUGUAAUGAAGUAAACGAGGCAUUUAUGGAUCCCUCGGAGUUUUUCAAUUCCUUCGAUUUGUGA
Penicillium angulare is the source of this 2184-nucleotide messenger RNA. RefSeq lists its product as uncharacterized. Gene Ontology annotation, molecular function: DNA-binding transcription factor activity, RNA polymerase II-specific; zinc ion binding; RNA polymerase II cis-regulatory region sequence-specific DNA binding. The record is from RefSeq and is a predicted model, not a curated record. Gene Ontology annotation, cellular component: nucleus. Gene Ontology annotation, biological process: positive regulation of transcription from RNA polymerase II promoter by galactose; DNA-templated transcription. Bases 1 to 2184 code for a protein of 727 amino acids. NCBI's taxonomy places the organism in Eukaryota, Fungi, Ascomycota, Eurotiomycetes, Eurotiales, Aspergillaceae. The transcript has a single exon.